Messenger RNA from Dromaius novaehollandiae (emu), 2210 nucleotides. RefSeq lists its product as uncharacterized. The coding region runs from base 1 to 2202 and encodes 733 amino acids. The record is from RefSeq and is a predicted model, not a curated record. NCBI's taxonomy places the organism in Eukaryota, Metazoa, Chordata, Aves, Casuariiformes, Dromaiidae. Gene Ontology annotation, cellular component: cytoplasm. The transcript is spliced from 19 exons.
AUGGUGGGCGGGCAGAAGGGCCACAACCAGGGCGGGCAGAAGGGCAGGCAGAAGGGCCACUGCCAGGGCGGGCGGGGCGACAGAGCGGAGAUCUACCGAGAGCUGGAGAGAGUCCUGCAGGGCGAUGACGGCCGCGUGCAGAGCGCUGUCCUGGCCAGAGUGAUCGCAGCGGCCUCGAGGGACAUGAGAGAGGCGCAGGGUGUGACGGAGGAGGUGCGGAUGGCCGCCAGUGACGUCCUGGUGGCUCUGGCCCACUCCCACUUUGAUAGCGUCAUGUACGAGCUGCAGUGCCACCUGAGGGCCCUGGGAGAGAUCUCCGAGGACCUCGUGUUCGUCACCUUGGGCAAGCUGGCCAGCAGCUACGCCCUGCGGUGCGUCCCCUUCGUGGGCAUGACGCUCUUCGCCCUGCGCAUGAUGCUGAGCCAGGUGGGGAGCAGCCGGACCCUGCGCGCCGUCUGCAGCGUCCUGGAGCAGUGGUCGAAGGCCGUGAACACCUACCUGGGCGCCUGGGAGCAAUGCAGCUUCCCGCGCAUGGGGCAGGCCCAGUUCUGCAGCAGCGUUUCCCCGCUCUUCCACCACGUGGUGGGGAGCUGGCUGGGCUGCGAGGAGGAGGAGGCCAAGCAGGCUGUCCUGGGGGCGAUGGCUGCCAUGAUGGGCCUCCUUGUGCGCGAGGAAGAGCACCACGAGUGCAUGUGGGAGCAGCUCCCCUGGCUCCUGGGGCAGUACCAGCAGGUCCAGGACACUUUCCGGGUGACCAAGGCUCUGAGUUAUUUUCUGGAGAUUUUGGGGGAAGUGCAGAUCCCCAUCCCCCAGGACGAGGUCCAGGCCAUUGGCACCGCUGUGCACCACCAGCUCAGUGAUGGGAGCAAGCAGCACAGCGGGGAGCACUGGUCGGAGCUGUCCUCCUGCGUCCUGCUGCUGGAGGAGGGUAACUGCAAUGUGCUCCGUGGCAGGUGGCGAGGGCAGUUCUGCGCUUCACCAAGGAGCUGCUCGGCCUGGGAUCUGGUGGCCCACGUCUUCGCCACGUUCAGCCAGGCCUCCGGCAGACUGGCGCAGAGAAAGCUGUCUCAAGCAGAAGCGCAGGAAGCAGCAGAUCUUCAAGCCCUGUGCUUGGACAUCCUGCGCUCUCUGGACGUCUCCGUCUGGGGGAUGACCAAACUCCUGUGGCCGCGGCUGCUGCAGUACGUGGUGCCAGCCCAGUACGCCGGCACGUUGGUGCCGCUCUGCCGGUGCCUGCGAGAGCUGGCCGAGAGCCGGGGGAGAGCAGGGGGCGAGGACGGAGAGGAGGAGCCCGAUGUCGUGGCCUCCCGGGAGCGAGCCAAGCUGCCGAGGCCGCAGGCCCUGCUGGCUCGCCUGCUGGUGGUUGCGGCAGCUCCUCACGCCGGCUGCAGCGUCGCUGCCCUGCGGCUGCUGCAGGCCCUGUCCACAGAGAUCCACAGCGCCGUGGGGAUGGUGUGGGCCAUGAAGAUCCCCUUCCUGCUGCAGUGCCUGGAAGGGCAAAGCGAGAGCUGCCUGGACUCUGCCGAGUGGGAGCAGCUCCUGCUUAAGUUCCUGAGGACAUCGCUGGAGACGAUCGAGAGCCAGGCCUGGACCAUGGGCCUGAGCGUGGAGCUCAGCCAGCAGACGGGCAGCUACCCCUGGCUGUCCCGGGAGCAGGCCUUCCUGUAUAAAGCUGUCGGGGUGUCCCUGGCAGCGUGUCAGCAUGUCCCCUACGUCCGCCGGGAAAUGAAGAAGCAUCUCUCAAGGACAAAUUACUUGGAAGCGUCUGAGAGAGAGGCGAUGAUUUCUGUUUUGGCCGGCUCUGCCGAGAGCCACUUCCACCUUGCCUUGGAGGUGGUGCAGGAGUUUGGGGCGUCCAUGGAGGAAAGACCAGUGUCUGGGGCUUUCAAACGCCUGAAGGAAUACCACCAGGGGAAGAGAGCGGGGAGGCACAUGGCCCUCGUGCUGGCCUACGGCCAGAUCGCGCUCUGCGCCCCCCCGGAGCAGCUCCUGGCCCGCGUGGAGAGCGACGUCGUGGGGCGCAUCCUGCAGCACUACCGCGCCAGCUGCCAGGUGCUGGGCUUCUCCUUCUCCACCAAGGUAAGUCCUGCCCCCCGGGGCCUUGCUCGCUGCCCUUCCCACACCCCUUUCCCCACGCAGGCGUGCCGGACUCGCCCUCCCGCUCCCCAGGCCGGGGGCCGGGGGUCUCCUUGCGGUAGGUAGCCGGGAAA